Molecule: messenger RNA, 7554 nt
Organism: Polyodon spathula (Mississippi paddlefish)
Lineage: Eukaryota; Metazoa; Chordata; Actinopteri; Acipenseriformes; Polyodontidae
Gene: cilp2
Product: cartilage intermediate layer protein 2
Exons: 8
Coding region: 1942-5622 (1226 amino acids)
Source: RefSeq, a predicted model, not a curated record
UCUAGCUCUGCACAAAAUGCACAGCUGCAUUAAAACACAGCCUUCAAAUUGCUUAUUUACCUAAAAAUAGGAAUUUUUCUGUUCCUUCAUGCUAAAUGCAAGCAGCACCAUGCAUUAUUAAAUACCCUGCGCUCACGUACAAAACACCAGCUCGAAUACCCAGCAGGGGGUGCUGUGGGUGUCGGUGCUGUCAUAAACAGCUUCUGUGUGCAAGAAAGCAUGUUAAUGCAUUUCUGUACUCUUAUUGCAUCCUAAUGGCUUCAAAACACACACAAGGCAACUCUCGGGCAAACGCAUAGCAGUUUAAAUAGCUUUCAGCCAGUCGCUCAGCAUAGGGGCAAACUUUGAAAAUGUUGUAACAACUAGUUGUUUGCCAUUGCUGGAUGUUGCCUCUACAAGCACCCUUUGUUUCUAAGCAGCUGCCUCGUGCAGUGUAACAUGUUCUAACCCUAAGCAAAGGGCUAAGCUAUUGCUUUAAUUGUUGUUGUUAGUAUUUAUUUUUAAGAAGCACAGGAUAAUCACACACUACUGAGUGGCAUAUUUAAUGUAUUUGUAUAUUAUAAAAAUUAUAUAUAUAUGAGGUAUAACUGUUAAUGCUUUCAGUGUAGUGCUGCAAUGUCUGCUUUUGAACAGAAAAGCAAAGGGUCUGCUCAGUGUCUCCCCCUUGUGGACGCUCUGUACAUGACACUGCUUUCCAUUCUGUGCUGAGCAGUGUAGCAGGUGUAUUCUAGACAUGAGGUUUAAAAGCAGGAAGGGGUGCAUCAGAAAAGCAGUGGUAGCAGUCAUGUUUGGGAGCCUCUUCAAGUCUGUCUCAAAGCAGUGCUGUGCCUCAGCCAGCGGUAGUGUGCAGCUUGUCCUCCUCUUCCUAUCUGUACUGAAAGUGUUUUGAAAUAGUGAAAGUGAGAUCACAUGUGGGAAUAAAAAGUUCUAUUCUGUGAUCCUGUCCGUUUGUCUGUCUGUCUCUGUAAUUCCGCUGCGCUAGAAUUCUUUUAGUUUUUACCUUGGUACGUUUCCCAGCGAUUUCUAGAGCAGCUCAGUUAAAAGGUUUUCUGGAGUGAGGCGCUCAGACUCAGUGUCUGCAGGCAGAUUCCACAGCGUUACUGAGUUUAACUGAAAACCAAACUACUGGAGUAACAGAAACCAGAACCACUCAGAAUUAUCAUAAAAGAAAUUAAAAAAUAUAUAAAAACAGGAUUUUAAGCAAGCUACACUUUUAAGUUCCGGCACACAAAGAGAACAUUUUAGAUGACGAAGCUAAAUUAUUAAAAAUGGUGUUUGGAGUCAAUAAAAGAAAACAGCAGCGCUGAUUAAAAUGAUAUACUUUGCAACUUGAACGAAUACCCCAUCGUGAUCUUAAAUAUAGUUUUAUUUUGCGGGCUGUAGUCUGCAGGUUUUAAUGCAGGUUUUAAUAUCAGUGUGGGUCACUGGUUUAGAAUGUAUUGAAAAGCUUAGCUUAGCAAAGCAUGUUAAAAGCAAUGGGGAGAUUGGAAAGCAUAGGGGAGCAACUCAGAGCUAAAACUUUUUCAAAACUUUUUAAGUGUGUCAAAUUAAUGCUAACCACAGAAAACCCAGGCACAGUUUCUGAAUAAGUAAGUAAUAAGUAAAGUUUUUAAAAAAAUGCAAGCCAGGUGUCCCAGUGGUUCUGUCAGAAGUCCAGACAAUUGAAUAGUCAAGCUGUGAUCAAAUGAAAAUAACAGCCUACCCACUCACACCCGAAUCCCUCUCAGCUUCUCUUUGGAAACGAUUUGUCCAAAACAAAUGAGAGAAAGACCAAUGGCAAGCUAGGGGGGAUUGGCCAGGACAGCAUACUUUAGAUGCUCUAGUCCUGAGCCUGGGUUCAGUGGAAACAGACACACUUGUCAGCCCAGCACAAGACAGAACAGCUGGGACCACAGCAGGCUCUGGGGGACACACUCGAGAGGCACAGACUGCAGAACAAGCAUGCGGCAGUGUGAGAAAGUGAUGCUCCUUUUACCCACCUUAUUGGCUAUUGCUGGGGCACAAGGGGUGACGGAGUGGACGUCCUGGUUCAACAUCGACCACCCGGGAGGCAGCGGGGACUACGAGAGUCUGGAAGCCAUCCGCUUCUACUACCGCGAGAGGGUGUGCGUGCGGCCCCAGGCCAUCGAGGCGCGGACCACGGACUGGGUGUCAGCGGGGGACACCGGCGAGGUGGUGCACUCCAGCACGGACAAAGGGUUCUGGUGCAUCAACAAGGAGCAGUCGAGGGGCAAGCUCUGCUCCAACUAUCAUGUGCGCUUUCAGUGCCCUCUAGCAGUGCAGUCGUACUGGAACCCGUGGACGACGUGGAGCGGGUGCUCAGCUAAAGCAUGCGGUGGCGUCGGGAUCCAAGCCCGGGAGAGGAGCUGUCUCAGCACCAAGCCCCUGGGUCCACUGCGCUUCCCUGUGUGCGAGGGCAAGCCCGUGGAGAGGAGGAAGUGCGCCACGCCACCGUGCCAAGAGGCAACGUGGGGUUCCUGGGGCUCCUGGUCGGCCUGUGCUGUGACCUGCGGAGGGGGACACAGGGCCAGGCGCAGGACCUGCGGGACGCCCUCUGAUCGGAAGAGGUGUUUCGGGCGGCGGGUCGAGGUUCGGAAGUGUGGGAAGUCUCCCUGCCCAGCGUGCCGCCUUGUGUGCCAGGACGGAAGCGUGAAUGACGACUGCAGCAGCUGUGUGUGUGACGGCCACGCCCUGGUCGGGGAGGUCCGCAGCCAGCAGGGGGCGCCACUCCCAGGAGCUGUGGUGUCUCUGGGGGAGCGUCCCAGGCUGACACUGGCUGAGACGGACGAGAGGGGGGUCUUCCGAAUCCAGGGGGUCUGCUCCAGUUCUGCCGAUCGGACCCUCUUCACCAUCCAGAAGGAGAAAUACGCCACCCUUUCCCUGUCUGCCUUCAGCAACAGCACUGGGAUGUCCUGGAUACACGCCGUGCUGCAGAGAGCCGAGAAGCCGUAUAUUGUGAAGCACCCAGAGACUAAAGUGCGCUACGAAGGCCAGCGAGUGACCUUCUGUUGCAUGGCCACAGGGAUCCCCAUGCCAGAGAAAUACUACUGGUACCACAACGGGACCCUGCUGGACAGACAGGUGUACAAGUACGACGACAAUCUGCUCUUGAGGGAUCUCAAGCCCCUGCAGGCAGGAGAGUACCAUUGCAAAGCCAGCAAUGAAAUGGGAGGGAUCAAGUCUUCCCCAGCCAUGCUCACCAUCAUAGGCAAAGACCAGCCAUCUUGUGAACCCAAACCUGAAGACUACCUGAUCAAGCUGCCAAUGGACUGUUUCCAACCCGGGACUGAUUCCCAGUACUACAACGCUGGGCACUGCCCCCACACCAAGUGCGCAGGGUCACUGAACUUCGACCUGCGCUGCAAGGACGGGGAGGACUACUGCUGCGGGGCGAAGAGCAUAGAGACGCGGGAGAUCGACUGCGGCCGGUACAUGCUGCCCGUCCGAGCCGUGACCGAGUGCGGUUGCCAGAAAUGCGUCCAGCCCAAAGUUCUGGUCCGGGGGCGCGUGGUGGCAGCAGACACAGACGAGCCUCUCCGGUUUGGGCACAUCUAUAUUGGCAAGGAGCGAGUGGGCAUCACAGGCUACAAAGGCACCUUCACCAUCCAGGUGCCACCAGACACCAAGAGACUAGUGGUCAAAUUCGUGGACAGGCUGCAGAAGUUUGUGGACACGGUCAAGGUGUUCCCGUUCGAUAAGAAGGGAGGGGCCAUUUACCAUGAUGUCAAAGUGCUGCGGAAACAGGAACCGGUAGAUAUUGACUCUGCUAAAGCCACCACUUUAUACCUAGGAGAGAUCAAAGGGGAGGGCCCCAUUGGUCAGAUUGUUAUACCGCCCAACUCUUUCCACAAGGCCAAUGGUGAGGUCUAUCAAGGCACUGUCAAGGGCAGUGUGACUUUCCUGGACCCCCGAAACAUCACGACUGCCCCGGCCGCUCCCGGAGACCUCAACUUUGUCAACGAGGAAGGGGACAUGUUCCCUCUCCGGACCUACGGCAUGUUCUCCGUGGAGUUCCGAGACGAGACCAAUAAGGAAGUCCUGGAAACCGGCAGGGUGCAGGUGUUCCUGGACACGGAGCAUGUCAAGAUGCCCGAGCACAUCCCCAAGAUGAAGCUGUGGUCCCUCAACCCGGAGACAGGGAUCUGGGAGGAGGAAAGCGACUUCCAUUUUGCUAGGAGCCCCGCCGGCAGGAGCAAGCGUGAGGAAAGGACCUUCUUGAUCGGGAACAUGGAGGUCCGGGAGAGACGUCUGUUCAACCUGGACGUGCCCGAGAGCAGGCGCUGUUAUGUCAAGGUGCGGGCCUACAUAAAUGACAAGUUCCUGCCCAAUGAGCAGCUGGAAGGGGUGGUGGUCAACCUAAUCAAUCUGGAACCCAGGGCUGGCUACUCCUCCAACCCCCAAGCCUGGGGCCGAUUCGACAGUGUGAUCACUGCCUCCAACGGCGCCUGCCUGCCAGCUUUCUGCGACGGAGAGCGGCCGGACGCUUACACUGCCUACGUCACGGCCACCAUGGGAGGAGAGGAGCUGGAAGCAGCCUCCUCAAGCCCCAAAAUGAACCCCAACGUCAUUGGGGUGUCCCAGCCCUACCUGGACAAACUGGGGUACCAGAGAACAGACCACGAAGAUCCUGCGCUCAAGAAGAUGGCUUUCAAGAUCAACCUGGCCAAGCCCAACCCCAACAACACUGACGAGACAAACGGGCCGGUGUAUGCCUAUCAGAACGGCAUCGACUGCGAGAAUGCCCCAGUCACAGCCAACCACUUCCGAUUCUAUCGCGUGGAAGGGGACAAGUAUGAGUACAAUGUGGUGCCUUUUCAGGAAGGGGACCUGACCUCCUGGUCUGGGGACUACCUCUCCUGGUGGCCUAACCCCCAGGAGUUCCGGGCGUGCUACAUCAAGGUUAAGAUCAACGGGCCCUCGGAGGUCAUGGUGAGGUCGCGGAACAAGGGCGGCACGCACCCCCAGACCAAGGGGAAGCUGUACGGCAUCAGAGACAUGCGCAGCACCCGCGACCUGAGGCUGCCCAACUCCUCGGCCGCCUGCCUGGAGUUCAAGUGCAGCGGGAUGCUGUUCGACCAAAGUCUGGUGGACCGCAGCCUCAUAGCUGUCAUCCCCCAGGGCGACUGCAGACGGGUGGGCGUCAACAGCCUGCUGCAGGAAUACCUGGUCAAGCACCCUCCACAAUUCCAGAACAAUGAGUCCCACGCCUUCAACAUGCUGGCGCCUGUCGACCCACUGGGACACAACUACGGGAUUUACACAGUCACUGACCAGAACCCCAGGCUGGCAAAGGAGAUCGCCAUCGGCCGAUGCUUCGACGGGACCUCGGAUGGGUUCUCCAGGGAGAUGAAGUCCAACUCGGGGGUCGCCCUUACCUUCAGCUGCCCGGAGAGGGCUGUGACCAGGGAGAGUCUCUUCCAACGCCUGCAGAACUCCCCGGCCCAAGCGCUGGCCCAGAUCGGACGAGACAUGAGGGAAAGAGGCCAGGCCAGGCCAAGUCCUUCCCAGGUGGUGGCUUACCCUUCGGGCCAACGGAGCAGGAACAUGCCAGCUCAGAGCCGCAGAACCCUGGGGACCGCUGGUCAGAGGAGGGGCCAAGCAAGAGCACAGUCCAGGCAGUAAUCCCGUCUGUGACAUGGUUCCCUGAUUUGGCCGCUCCUCUCUACAUAAGGUGUUGAUAGCAGCCUCUGAAUCCAUGGACUUUUAUUUAAAAUAACUGGACCUCUCUUUACUGUUUGGAAUCACCUAGGGGCAAACAAUUAAAGGCUGAUGAUGCCCCUUGAUCAAUGUUAGGGUGCUCUGGCAUUACAUCACAACUCACUUUGAGUGAAUGAUUUGCUCUUUACAUUAAAUAGGGUGGAAAAGGUACAGUAAAAAAUAUUUCUACAUCUGUUGCCAAGGAAUUGGGUGGAGUGAAUUCAUUGCCUUGCAUGCACAUGAGCACUAGUGAAGAUGCCACUUAAAGGCACAAUCCAGUAUGGAUAUUGUGCAAACAAUGACAUCACGAUAGGGAUUCUCUGGGGUGGAAGGGGUAUGAUAUAUAUCAAUAUGGUGCAGCAGCUAGAUUAUUUAGAGUGCUUGUUUGAUGCUUAUCUGUUUUGUUUUGUUUCUGUUUACUAACGUGCAAGACCGAUCAGCGAUGGUCUGGAGCACACCUUGAGGACAGGUGUGUCCAGGUGAACAUCCUUCGAAUCCACUGGACAGGACUGUCGAUGGCCAGGGUGCGGUCCCCUGUAGUAGAGGAAAGCCAUUCGCUACUGAUAUGCACAGCCUUACUUAUAGGAUCCUAUAUACACUGGCAUAGUUGCAAGGUGGUGUGUGGGAUUCAGCAUUGAACAGUGAGAUGGUCCAGCAGGUAGGAGAUUUGGGUUUUAAACAUGAUUCUUAAUUUUCAUGUAGCUAUUUCCAAUAACAUACUCCAUACAGUACUCAAACUAUGGGGGUACCGUAUGCAGCACGACUUUAUAGAUUUGUUAAAAUGAUUAUUUAAAAACAAAGCACUUUUUUGCACGACAGUGUGCUAAAAGGAUCCAGCCAGCGUCACCAGUAUUAGGCACUCGAGAUACCAGCCCCUUCAUUUUAUGCCAUUCCAGCUUUUCUUGUGUGUUGACAGCCAUUAGAAAUUCUUUACAGACUCCUUCACUUGAAUACGAUGUAUCAGAGUGCAAUGGCAGACACAGAUCUGAGCUGUUGAUUUAUACGAAUGAAUAGAUGAAUCAACAGUUUGGAGUAAGAAAUGCACACGUGUGCUGUGCUGGUCAUGUAACUAGUCCCAGAGGUGGUGUAAGCAGUCUGGCGAAUUGAUUAUCUGACGGGUAACAGAAAGGUAGCACUUAUUGUUCAUCAAGAGCCAAAAAAACACUUCACCGUUAUGGCAUGAAAAAGAAAAGCAAUUCAAACCCAACAGACCUCUAAGUGCCAGCCCUUACGAGCUGGGCUAAUCAGGGGCUAAUCAACUCUAAUGAUGUUGUUUGAGAAGGUCAAUGGCAUGAAGGCGGAGGGAGAAACUCUUUUGUUCAAAAGGCAGUUAUGAAAAGCAGCAUCCCAUCGACGGGUUUAUAGUCGAUAAUUGAUAUAUACAGUAGGGCUCAAAAGUUUGGAAACAACAAAUGAUUUAUUGUAAGGCUUGGGCUGGGGAUUGCCCAUUUACUUAUUAAAUACCCUGAGAUCUCUUAAUAGAUAACUGUGUCCUCUUUUGCUAAGGAUUUUAAUGAGCAAUAGAUUCACUGGUAUCCUAAAUAUGAUUAAUUUGCUAACAAUGCAGAAUGGAGCAUUUGUCCUCUCGUUUACCCUAACAUUUUCCUGAGUGCUGAGUGCCAAAACUGGUACAAUAUUCUUGCAGUGUUGUCCUCGGCAGUUAAACUGUUUUUGACGGUAAAAGGAAAGUCCUAAAACCUACUGCACUCAGCGGCCCACAUGGGAAAGUAUUGAAACUGUAUAAUGGACGUUGCACUUUGAGGAUGUACCUGUACUUCAUGACUUUCUUUCUUUCACCUAAAUUUAUUGACUUGCUUUAUUUCCAUGUGUUCAAUAUGUACAUUAUUUUAUGUAUGA